AUGGACUCGGUGCGCAUCCUGCUCUACUCUCUCAUCUUCCUGCUCAGCGUCUUUGGCAACCUUCUGAUCAUUGUGGUCCUGACGGUCAACAAGCGCAUGCGCACGGUCACUAACUCCUUCUUGCUGUCGCUGGCGGUCAGUGACCUGAUGUUGGCUGUCUUCUGCAUGCCCUUCACGCUCAUCCCAAACCUGCUGGAGGACUUCAUCUUCGGAGCCGCCAUGUGUAAAAUGGUCACCUACUUCAUGGCGCUCUCCGUCAGCAUCUCCACCUUCAGCCUGGUCGCCAUUGCGACCGAGAGGUACAGCGCUAUCUGCAACCCGCUGAAGUCGCGGGCAUGGCAGACUCGUUCCCACGCCUACCGGGUCAUCGCUGCCAUCUGGGUGUUGUCGUUGGUCAUGAUGGUGCCCUACCCAGUGUUCAGCCACCUGAAGUCCUUCCCCAAACCCGACCGAACUACGGGCCACAUGUGCCGCCUGGAAUGGCCAAGCGGUGGGGUAGAACAGACGUGGUACAUGCUGUUGCUUUUAAUCUUGUUCUUCAUCCCUGGGGUGGUAAUGAUCGUUGCCUAUGGACUCAUCUCCAGAGAGCUGUGCCGGGGGAUGAAGUUUGAGCUGGACCAAAACAGAGAGAGCAGUGCACUGAAGAACGGAGUAAACACCACAGUGACCAACGACACGGACGAUGAUGGCUGCUACAUCCAGAUGCCGAAGAAGCCACCGUCCAUGGAGCUGUCUACCCUCACCACCCCUACUCCGGCCCCUCCCAAACCCAGAGUGUCCACUGAGCACCCUCGAAGCAAUAGCUCGGAGGCUAAACUCUUGGCCAAGAAGCGCGUGAUCCGCAUGCUCAUCGUCACUGCCGUCCUCUUCUUCCUCUGCUGGAUGCCCCUGUACACGGCCAACACGUGGAAGGCUUUCCACAUCAGCUCAGCCCACCGGCUCCUCUCGGGGGCACCCAUCUCGUUCAUCCACCUGUUGAGCUACACAUCGGCGUGCGUUAACCCCGUUAUCUAUUGUUUUAUGAAUACACGCUUCCGCAAGGCGUUGAUCACCACCUUUGCCCACUGCCGUCCGCCCUGCUGUCGGCGCCGCCGGGGGAGGCGGGGCGGCAGGGAUGAUGAGAUGACAGUGACAGGGACUAUUGGUCCUUCGUCCAUGUCCAAGAUCAGCUAUACCACAGUGAGCACCGCGGGGACCUACUGAUUAUUUGUGAAGGGGAAUA
This is a messenger RNA of Oncorhynchus gorbuscha (pink salmon), 1222 nucleotides long. RefSeq names its product cholecystokinin B receptor a (gene cckbra). Gene Ontology annotation, biological process: neuropeptide signaling pathway. The record is from RefSeq and is a predicted model, not a curated record. Lineage: Eukaryota; Metazoa; Chordata; Actinopteri; Salmoniformes; Salmonidae. Gene Ontology annotation, cellular component: membrane. The transcript has 4 exons. Gene Ontology annotation, molecular function: gastrin receptor activity; neuropeptide receptor activity. The coding region runs from base 1 to 1203 and encodes 400 amino acids.